Molecule: messenger RNA, 1935 nt
Organism: Saccostrea cuccullata (small rock oyster)
Lineage: Eukaryota; Metazoa; Mollusca; Bivalvia; Ostreida; Ostreidae
Exons: 2
Coding region: 193-1890 (565 amino acids)
Biological process (GO): negative regulation of translation; protein polyubiquitination; proteasome-mediated ubiquitin-dependent protein catabolic process
Molecular function (GO): ubiquitin protein ligase activity; zinc ion binding; translation repressor activity
Source: RefSeq, a predicted model, not a curated record
AAUUGAUGAUUAUAGUGGUUUGAGAAGAAAGACAACUCCUUUAUCAGUAAUUUAAACAAUUAAGAUCACAUGACCCUCAGGUAACUAAGCAGGUAAACACGGAAGUUAUAGGUUAACCUACAACAAAAACAACUGUGGAUCCAACAUGUCUAAUGGAAAUUACCUCACAUAGACACCAGAUUCAUUGCGGCAAUGGAGCCCAGAACCAAAACCAAGGACGCGACGCGAUGUGCCCUGUGCAAGACCGCUGUGGUACAGAUGCACUGUGGUACAUGUCUCAUCAACUUGUGUAAGGCCUGUGUGGGAGAACACUCAAUGUCUGAUGAAGCCAGUAAAAAACAUGAAAUUGUUCAAUUCAAACAUCGAAAAUCAACUCUUCCUUACCCUAGAUGUACUUCUCAUGACAAAGAACGAUGUGAAAUGUUCUGUAAUCACUGUAAUGUUCCAAUAUGUAGUGUUUGCAUUUCCUCUGAAAGUCAUUCAAGCCAUAAAAUUUGUGAAAUAAUGACGCUGUAUAGUUCUAUGAAAAAGGAAAUCGCAAGAGAAAAUGAAGAAAUGCAGAUGAGUAUUUACCCAGUCUACGAGAAUACUGCCUAUGAUGUACAGAACAGAAUGAAUCAACUCGAAAAGGAAUAUGGAGAUUUAUCAGCAGCCAUAACAAAACAUGGAGAAGAGUGGCAUGGGAUAAUUAACAAAAUUGUUCAAAAUCUUAAAGCUGAAGUCGACACCAUGAAAUCUAGACACUAUGACAUUCUGAAGAAAAACUUGGCUGAAAUAAAUCAGAGAGUAUCAGAAUUAGAAGAGGCAAUCCAAACCUCCAAAAUGACAAUGGAAUCCAAUGACAUCGCUCCACUUCUCCAGUUCAACAGAAAAAUAUUAGAAUUCAGAAAACUUCCUACCAAACUGGAGGUAUCAAGUCCAAAAUUUACUCCAAUACGAUGUCAACAAGAAGAAUUCGUGAAGCAGUUCGGGAAACUAUCAACUCUAUCUCUUUUUUCUGAUGAUGAUUGCUGCAGCGGGAAGAAGGUGCAGGAAUCAGAAGAAGUGGGUCCACCAGUAAAACAGCUACUUAAAAAGCCAAAGGUCGUUUCCACCAUAAGAACUGGAAACAGCGGUUCAGUGUACGACAAUCUCUUUGACGUGGCCUGUCUGUCUGAUGAAGAAAUCUGGACCUGUGGACUUGUAAACAACAUUGAACUAUUCAGCAUCAGUCAAGGCACACUUCUCAAGACGAUAAAAACGAAGACGGGAAACAUACCCGGCAAUAUAGCAGUGACAAACCGUGGCCAUCUUGUUUAUAUUGAUCCCACAGACAGAUCUGUUAACAUUGUGAAGGAUGGAGAGAUUGAGACUGUGAUCAAACUACAGAACUGGAAGCCUUCCAAUGUCUGCAGCACUUCCUCUGGUGACCUCCUGGUUACCAUGGAUAGUGAUGACAACAAACAAGCAAAAGUUGUCCGAUACUCUGGCUCCAAUGAGAAACAAACCAUUCAGUUUGAUGAUAAAGGUCAACCUCUCUAUUCCUCUGGUAAAUCUAAAUGCAUCAGUGAGAACAGGAACCUGAAUAUCUGUGUGGCAGACGUAAGAGCUAAUGCAGUGGUGGUGGUCAAUCAAGCCGGGAAACUGAGAUUUAGGUACACUGGACACACCCCUGCUCCGAAGAACGAACCAUUCGGUCCUCACGGAAUCUCCACAGACAGCCAGAGUCACAUCCUUACAGCUGAUAUGAAUAAUAACUGUGUCCACAUCAUAGAUCAUAAUGGACAGUUCCUGGCUUUCAUAGACUGUGAACUGAGUGGUCCGUGGGGAUUAUGUACAGAUACAAAUGACAAUCUGUUUGUCGGACAACUGUUAAAAAAUCAUGUAAAGAAAAUACACUAUCAAGUAUGAAAACAUUCGAGUACAUGCUAGUUUUAAUAAAGAACUACAGUCAAA